This is a messenger RNA of Xenia sp. Carnegie-2017, 3049 nucleotides long. RefSeq names its product E3 ubiquitin-protein ligase NEDD4-like. The record is from RefSeq and is a predicted model, not a curated record. Gene Ontology annotation, molecular function: ubiquitin protein ligase activity; protein binding. Gene Ontology annotation, biological process: regulation of dendrite morphogenesis; ubiquitin-dependent protein catabolic process. Lineage: Eukaryota; Metazoa; Cnidaria; Anthozoa; Malacalcyonacea; Xeniidae.
UCGUAAACGGAAAUGAGAUACUAUACAAAGUGCUCAACAAGAUAGCAGAAUUAGCACAAGUAGAGUUUUUAUUCACAGUGGCUUUGCAAAACCGCUAUCGAACUGUGAUACUCAAAGUAAUUUUAAAAUCAAAUGUCUCACGCAAAGGUUCUUUCGUUGACGCUGCAAAAUGGCGGCCAACCGUUUGGAAGAAGUGUCAUUUGAUUCGACUAUAUAUGGCGUAAGCCUGGAAGCGGGUGGAACACGAAGUAGUUAUCCCCUACGUAUAUUACAUGUCGUUGUUUUACACGCGAAAACGUUAGCAAAAAAGGACGUAUUUGGACUUAGUGACCCUUAUUGUAAAAUAGUUGUGAAAAGUUAUGUGAAUGAUGAAAUUAUUGAUCAAUUCAAAACAUUAACCAUUAAAAAGACACUGGAUCCAAAAUGGCAACAGGGUUUUAAAAUUAGAGUUAAUCAACAUCAACACAAAUUGUUAUUUGAAGUCUUUGAUGAAAACAGACUGACAAGGGAUGAUUUUCUUGGACAAAUAGAAAUGCCACUAACUAACAUUCCGACUCAACAAGAAAACAUGGAUAUCAUUCCCAAAGAAUACAAUUUGAACAGAAGAAGUGAGCGAUCACGGGUAAAAGGAUCACUAGAAUUGCUACUUUACUUUAUGAGAGAUUUGGAUGAAGCAGAGCAUGCAAGCCACAUUGAUGAUAUCAGUGAUGUUUUUCAUGACAACGACCAAUCUUAUCCCCAAAUGUCAAGAACUAGUAUACAGCGCCGUUUGGGCUCAAUGCAUCGUGUUACUGUAAACAUGCCCGAUGUUGAGGAGCCUUCAGCACCCAUGCAGAUGCCUGACCUCCCCACAGGCUGGGAUGAAAGACAGGAUGCCAAUGGAAGAACAUAUUACAUCAACCAUCGUUCACGAACAACAUCAUGGACAAGACCAACUAUAACAGAAGAUGACGAAGAGCAUACUAUUUCAACAGCAAUGCCAAUACCAUCGGCCUCUUCUCCUGAACAACCUCGUUUCACUCAAAAUCAAUUCUCACUGCGACGUCACAUGAGUGUAGAGGAUGCAGAGGAUGCUCGACAUCAGGCUUUAGAGAUUGAGCCACUCCCUCCUGGCUGGGCUAUGCAGUAUACUGCUUCAGGGAGGCCAUUUUACAUUGACCACAAUACACAAACAACAACCUGGACUGAUCCCAGGCUUUCCAUGGACUUUCCAUCCGGUCGCUCACCUGAGGCGCCAGCUCCCAAAGUGGAUGCACCAGAUCUUGGACCGUUACCUGAUGGCUGGGAAGAGCGUAUGGAUACGGAGGGAAAGAAAUUCUACAUAGAUCAUAACACUCGCUCAACCCAAUGGGAAGAUCCAAGAUUACUGAAUGAAAAUACUCCAACCGAGGCUGUACCUUAUUCUCGAAGUUAUAAGAAGAAAUAUGAUCUUUUUCGAUCUCAGCUUAAAAGACCUAAAAAUAUUCCAAAUAAAUAUGACAUCAACGUACGACGUGAUCAUGUCUUGGAAGAUUCUUUCAGAGCUGUAUACCACGCUCCAAAUCCUGAUUAUCUGAAAACAAGACCUUGGGUGAUCUUUGAUCAGGAGGUCGGCCUGGAUUAUGGAGGGGUGCAGAGGGAAUGGUUUUAUUUAUUGUCGAAAGAAGUAUUCAAUCCUUACUAUGGCCUAUUUGAAUAUUCGGCAAAUGAUACAUACACACUUCAAAUCAACCCGAAUUCUGGAUUAUGUAACGAAGAGCACCUGAAAUAUUUUAAAUUCAUUGGGAGGAUAGCUGGAAUGGCUGUAUACCAUGGGAAAUUAUUGGAUGGUGGCCUUUUCAUCAGACCGUUUUAUAAAAUGAUGUUGGGGAAGAAGAUUGAUUUAAUUGACAUGGAGAGCGUUGAUACGGAAUACUACAACAGUUUACAGUGGAUUUUAGACAAUGAUGCUGAAGUUCUUGAUUUGACUUUCUCCGUUGAUGAGGAAGUGCUCGGACAUGUUCAGGUUGUUGAACUAACGCAUAAUGGAGCCAACAUAAAAUUGACAAAUUUGAAUAAGAUUGAAUACAUACGCUUAAUCAUAGCAUGGAGAUUUGUAAAUCGAGUCGAGAAACAGAUGAAGAAAUUUAUGGAGGGCUUUAACGAAUUGAUUCCUCAAAAUCAGAUAAAGAUGUUUGAUGAAAGAGAACUGGAAUUGUUGAUGUGUGGUGUUGCUAUGGUAGAUAUAGAAGACUGGCGAAAGAACACGAUAUACCGGGGGGAGUAUCAUGAUCAACAUUCCAUCAUUCAGUGGUUUUGGAAGGCAGUCCAGUCAUUCAACAUGGAAGACCGUACAUGCCUGCUACUUGUUACAGGCACCUCUCGUGUGCCAAUGAAUGGAUUCGCCGAGCUCUAUGGUAGCAAUGGACCUCAGAAAUUCACCAUUGAACCUUGGGGAAAACCACAUUCGCUGCCGCGAGCACAUACAUGCUUUAACCGACUCGAUCUACCAAAGUUUAGCAGCUAUCAUGAACUUAAAGAAAAAUUAAAACUCGCCAUCUAUAACACCGAAGGAUUUGAUGGUGUUGACUGACAGCUUUUUUGGUAGUAAAUAAAGCAUUUCUACAUUGUAAUCAUUACAGACGCAUUCGCAAAUUUAACGUCAAUUCGACCAAUUCAUCUCAUUAUAGACGGAUGGCUCGUAUUUAGUAUGCAACAGACCUCUACGCCAUAGAGCUAGCUGUGUGUAUUUUGCUUUCACUUUUUGCAUUUAUGCUUGUGCAUCGUUUUUUCACAAUGUGCAAAUCAGGUUAUGAAAAUUUUGCUUGGACUGUAAUUCACAGAUAAAAAUCCAAUGCUAGUGACAUUUGGUUUUACAAAUAUGAAACGAAUUAGAAAAAAUAUUAGUGUAUAUGUAUGUAAGUUAAUUAUUUGAGAUUAUCAUGUUUCUUCAGACAAGAAUAAAUCGAGUGAGUUUGUAUGAACAUUUUAUGGAGAACAGUUUAUGAUGAUGUGUUAUUCAGCAAAAAUAUUCGUUUUCUGUAUAAAACAAAGUUAACAAUAUAACAUACGUAGUGAUUUUUGACGUUUA